Molecule: messenger RNA, 1272 nt
Organism: Gloeophyllum trabeum ATCC 11539
Lineage: Eukaryota; Fungi; Basidiomycota; Agaricomycetes; Gloeophyllales; Gloeophyllaceae
Product: MFS general substrate transporter
Exons: 7
Coding region: 1-1272 (423 amino acids)
Source: RefSeq, a predicted model, not a curated record
AUGCUCGGUUUCGUCUGUUUCAUGUGUCCCGGUCUUUUCAACUCUCUGAACGGUCUCGGAGGGGGCGGUCAGAUCGAUCCUACCACCAGCGCGAAUGCCAAUUCUGCCCUGUACGCGACCUUUGCCGUCUGCGCGUUCUUCGCUGGAUCCAUUAACAACGUGAUCGGCCCUCGGCUUACGCUCCUCAUUGGAAGCGGCGGCUACGCGCUCUACAUUGGGUCUUACCUUGCUUUGAAUAUCCAUCCCGGUGCAAAGGCCUUCGUGAUCGCCGCAGGAGCUGUACUUGGCCUCUGCGCCGGACUGCUGUGGACAGCCCAAGGUUCUCUCAUGUUAGCGUACCCAACCGAGGCGCAGAAGGGUAUCUUCAUUGGUAUCUUCUGGGCCAUCUUCAACCUGGGCGGCGUGAUCGGCUCCUCGGUCUCGCUCGGCCAAAACUUCCACUCCACCGGGAACCAAGUCAGCAACGGCACGUAUAUCGGUUUCCUGGUCCUCACCGGUAUCGGCACCCUCAUCCCCAUGCUCAUGGCCAACCCACACAAGAUGAUCCGUAGCGACGGCAGCAAGGUGACUACGCCUCGCCAUCCGUCGUGGAAGACCGAGAUCUACGCGCUGUGGGUCGCCCUCCGCACUGAUCCUUGGAUCAUCCUCCUGUUCCCCAUGUUCUUCGCUAGUAAUUGGUUCUACACCUGGCAAUUCAACGACUAUAACGGUGCCCUCUUCAACAUCCGCGCUCGUUCCCUCAACAACCUUGUGUACUGGCUUUCGCAAAUUAUUGGAUCACUCUCUAUCGGCCUUCUUCUUGACAGACAGCUUAUCAGUCGUCGCGUUCGCGCAUUUGCUGGGUGGGCAAUCCUCUUCGUCAUGGUUUUUGUCGUCCACAUUUGGGGAUAUUUCUACCAGAAGGACUACACCCGUGCAUCGGUGUUAGCCGAGGGCGACCACAAGAUGGACAUCUACGACGAUGGCUAUCCGGGUCGCAUCUGGUUCUACAUCUUCUGCGGCAUCCUUGAUGCUAUGUGGCAAACAACGGCGUACUGGCUGAUGGGCGCCAUGUCCAACGACCCUGCCAAGUUGGCUCACUUCACUGGUUUCUACAAGUCCCUCCAGAGCGCUGCCGCCGCCGGUGUCUGGAGAGCGGAUGCUGUUGGCAUUCCAUAUAUGAACCUCUUCCUUUCGACCUGGAUCCUCCUUGUAGCCGGUCUCAUCUUCGCAUUACCCAUGAUCCACAUGCGUGUGAAGGAGCACACUGAUCUCGAGGAUGAAGUCCUGUGA